UUAAUCUUUUAGUCUCCAUUUUAGGGCAGCUGAUAUUUGUUUGAGUAAAGAUUUUAUAAAAAUAAUUAUAUUUUUGUCCUAAAAUGGGUGCCUCAUUCGUUCCCAUCACGGUUUUCACCGUUUUCUGGGGUGUUGUGGGUAUCGUCUGUCCGUUUUUCGCCCCUAAAGGUCCCAACAGAGGGAUAAUUCAAGUCGUAUUGAUGCUAACAGCAGCUACGUGUUGGUUAUUCUGGCUGUGCGCGUACAUGGCGCAAAUGAACCCUCUCAUUGGACCCAGAUUGAACAACGAGACUCUUAUCUGGAUUUCACAGACUUGGGGCAAAUCUUACAAGCAAUAAGCAACACCAUUCAGCUAAGAUGAAUGUAAG
Molecule: messenger RNA, 368 nt
Organism: Vanessa atalanta (red admiral)
Lineage: Eukaryota; Metazoa; Arthropoda; Insecta; Lepidoptera; Nymphalidae
Product: V-type proton ATPase subunit e 2-like
Exons: 4
Coding region: 84-338 (84 amino acids)
Biological process (GO): proton transmembrane transport
Cellular component (GO): proton-transporting V-type ATPase, V0 domain; plasma membrane proton-transporting V-type ATPase complex
Molecular function (GO): proton-transporting ATPase activity, rotational mechanism
Source: RefSeq, a predicted model, not a curated record